AUGUCUAAGGACCCAUCUCACCAGCCUGAGACUGAAACCAUGCCAUUCUUUGAAGUUUUUAAGAAGUUUAAGCGUUUCAAGCUCUUUGAGCCGUCUUUGGGCGUUUUGGGUUUCUUCUUUGCCAGUGUCUGUGUAAUUUUGUGCCUCUUCUACUUGGAUUAUAGAGCUGUGGUUAAAGGGUUUCGGUUCCCGGGUCAAUCGGAGCGGUUUAUGUGGCUGCAGACAGACGGGUCGGUCAAGGAUCCGAGGGUUGAGUUUUUAGAACAAAAGGGUGGUGGGUGUGAUGUGUUUGAAGGGGAUUGGGUGUGGGAUGAGUCCUACCCUUUGUAUAACUCCAAAGAUUGCCGCUUUUUGGAUGAUGGCUUUAGGUGCACUGAGAAUGGCCGGCCUGAUUUAUUUUAUACCAAGUGGAGAUGGCAACCCAGACAUUGCAACUUGCCCAGAUUUGAUGCGAAGUUGAUGUUAGAAAAACUGCGUGGCAAGAGGCUAGUGUUUGUUGGUGAUUCAAUUGGAAGAAACCAAUGGGAAUCACUCCUCUGCAUGCUCUCUUCUGCAAUUCCUGAUAAGGAUUCAAUCUAUGAAGUGAAUGGCAACCCAAUUACUAAGCACAAAGGGUUCUUGGUGUUCAAAUUUAAGGAUUUUAACUGCACUGUUGAGUACUACAGGUCUCCAUUUCUAGUACUUCAGAGCCGCCGUCCUUCUGGAGCUUUACAAAAUGUCAGAACAACUAUGAAAGUGGAUCAAAUGGACUGGAAUUCUGCAAAGUGGAGGGAUGCAGAUGUGCUGGUCUUCAACACAGGGCACUGGUGGAAUUAUGAGAAGACUAUAAGAGCGGGUUGUUACUUCCAGGUAGGGGCAGAAGUAAAGAUGGAAAUGAGCGUAGAAGAUGCGUAUCACAGCUCCAUGGAGACUGUGUUGCGCUGGAUAGACACUGAAGUAAAUUCAAGCAAGACUCAGGUUUUCUUUCGAACAUACGCCCCUGUGCAUUUCAGAGGCGGGGAUUGGAAGACGGGGGGAAACUGCCACUCAGAGACUCUGCCUGAGCUAGGGUCCUCAUUGGUUCCUCCUCCAUCUUGGGAUCAAUUCAGGAUAGCCAAUGCUGUGCUAUCAGCUCACUCAAACACAUCAAAGGCAACGGAAAUUGAUAUAUUAAACGUAACUCGAAUGACUGCACGAAGAAAAGAUGGGCAUUCGUCUUUGUACUAUUUGGGUCCUAAAGUUGGCCCUGCGCCUCUCCAUCGCCAAGACUGCAGCCACUGGUGUCUGCCUGGAGUCCCUGACACAUGGAAUGAGCUACUCUAUGCGUUAUUCCUAAAGCGUGAGAUGACCAGCAAAUUUAACUCAUCAACUUAUAGGGCACAGGAAGACUCGGCUUCUGUGCACGGAGCAAUGCUUCCUACAGUUAAAGGGGAAAAAGGCCAAAGGACACACAGCACAUAG
Molecule: messenger RNA, 1440 nt
Organism: Prunus armeniaca (apricot)
Lineage: Eukaryota; Viridiplantae; Streptophyta; Magnoliopsida; Rosales; Rosaceae
Source: the annotation of a GenBank genome assembly